GCUCAACUUCAUCCUGUCUCAGAUUUCAGUCGCCAUACUCUCGUGAAGCCGAAGAUAUAUCAUGGAAGAGAGAAAAGACAAAUUUCGACGACCAAGGAAGAGAAUGGACGACACAUUGAUCACCUACAAAUCACGUUGGAGGUAGACGGAGAGGAAAUGACUUUAGAUUUAACUCUUAAUAAGCAGUUGAUCCCCAAAGGUUUCUUCCAUAAACACCAAGAAAAUGGUGAAUAUAAAAUCCACACACCAAAUAACAAGGAAGUGAAUCUCUGCGACUACAUCGGAAAAGUACGUGGUAAACCGGACUCUUGGGCAGCCAUCUCCACUUGCGAAGGCAUGACCGGAGUCAUAUUCGACGGGCGAGAACUGCACUACGUGGAGAAAGAAAGAUCUUCCGGCCGGAAUCCCAUCGAAUCUCCUCAUUUCAUGUACAAACAUUCGGACUUGGUGGAACACAACAAAACUUGUGGAUAUGGGGGAGAUGCCAUCGAUCCGGCAAGAUUGCAUAGCCAUACAGAAAAUAGAAUUCUCAGGUACAAAAGAGAUGCAGAGGAAGUCAAAGUGCGAGGACCUUACAAUGCCAACCGGGAAUCAAAAUACGUAGAACUAGUCUUAGUUAUUGACAAUCAAGGAUACUCAGAUCUAGGCGAAAGCAAGUCCAAGGUUUUGAAUCAUGCCAAAACUAUUGCUAACAUCAUCAAUGGACUUUACUCUCCCUUAAAUAUUUUUAUAGCUUUAGUAGGAGUAGUUAUAUGGACUGAAAAUGACGAAAUUGUGUUUUCUACAAAUGGUGAUAUCACUCUUACAAAUUUUCUACAUUAUAGAAGAGAAAAAUUGAUUAAAGUGCAUCCAAAUGAUAAUGCUCAAUUAUUGACGAAAUUUAAUUUUGAUAAUGGUGUUGUGGGAAAAGCCCUCAAGGGGCCUAUUUGUACAUACGAAUUUUCCGGUGGUGUCAACACCGACCAUUCACCUGUUGUUGGACUAGUUGCCACAACCAUUGCCCAUGAAAUGGGGCAUAAUUUCGGUAUGGAACAUGACACGAACAAAUGCAAAUGUCCGGACGACCGUUGUAUUAUGGCUCCCAGCAGUUCCACCGUAGCUCCGACACAUUGGUCCUCCUGCAGCCUCAAUUAUCUCCUACAGGCCUUCACGCACGGCAUGGACUACUGUCUGAAGAAUAAGCCGGAGUCGCUGUUCGCCGGGCCCACCUGCGGCAACGGCUUCGCUGAGGAGGGCGAGGAGUGCGAUUGCGGCCUGCCGCAGCACUGCGACAAUUUCUGCUGCAACGCCACCACCUGUAGGCUGCACGAGAACGCCACUUGCGCCACCGGAGAGUGCUGUGAUCUGACGACCUGUAAACCGAAAACAGCCGGCGUUAUCUGCCGCUCGGCGGACUACGAGUGCGACCUGCCCGAGUACUGCACGGGCGAAUCGGAGUACUGCCCCGCGGACAUUUACAAACUGGACACGGAAGAGUGCGACGGCGGGAAGGCCUACUGUUAUAACGGUUUCUGCAGGACGAGGACCGACCAGUGCAGGCUGUUGUGGGGAGAAACGGGCAAGUCCAGCGACGAUCAGUGUUACAUGAUGAACACCAAGGGCACAAGGCACGGGAACUGUGGAUACAACAAGUUGAAUCAGUCCUUCUUCAAAUGUGAAAAUAAGAGUGUGUUGUGUGGGAUGUUGCACUGCAAACAUUUGAACGAAAGGCUGGAAUUUGGUAUGGAAUCUGUGGCCAUUUUGUCGCAUACAUUCAUCAACAAGAAGGGUUCCAUUAUACCAUGUCGAACGGCUAUAGUAGAUUUAGGUAUAAAUCAGAAAGAUCCAGGACUCACUCCAGAUGGAGCAAAUUGUGGAGAAGGAAAGAUGUGUGUGAACCAGAAAUGCAUGUCAGUAUCCAGCCUAAGAAUACAGGGACCCAGUUGUCCUCAAGACUGCAAUGGUAAUGGAUGGUGUAACAACAAGGGCCACUGUCAUUGCAAAGAUGGAUUUGCUCCUCCCUUCUGUGAUUAUCCAGGUCCAGGUGGUUCGUUGGAUAGUGGACCUGCCUCAGAUCCAAAUGCUCGUCGAGGUCUUGUGAUAGCCCUCUUCGUCAUCUUCCUCGGAAUUGUCCCCCUCAUCACAAUUAUCUUGCUUCUCAGCUACUACGCACGUCGUAACUUCAAAUUUGGAUGGAAAAAACCGUCAGCGACAACGUAUGUAACGAAUUAUUUCCAGCAUGUCAUGUCAGCAUGCAAAGGAUUUGGGCCUUCUAAUAAACAUUCUCCGGUGCCUACAAUUUCUACGAAAGUAUCUCAAAAUGAUGAAAGUAGUGUAAAGCGUGCGAAACUCGAAAUUGAAACCAUCGGGCUAAUUUCAACUAGUAACACCGAAUAUAUUCUUAGGAGUAAUACAAUCACGAAACCUUUAGAAUGCACCCGUGAACAUGAAACUAAUAACCGUGUCGAAAAUGUUGAAUUACCGAAAGCAGAGAGACGUUUGUCUCUUAAGAAUAUAAAAAAUCUAAAAUUGAAUAUUGGUUUUGAGAAGUUUUCUAGAGAUACGCCCAGUGGUUCCGUGACUGGUGAAAAAUUGUUACAAGAUACUCCUCAAUUAUCUGAAAAAAGACACGGUGAGAAACCAGAAAGACGAAUGUCAUUUAAGAAUCUAAAGAACUUCAAAUUCAAUCCUCAGAAGCACAGUGGGGAUAAAAGUGACGGCUCUAAUACACCUGGUACUGCCGAAACUUUGGUGCAGUCAAAGAACUCGCUAAGCAAUUGAAUAA
Messenger RNA from Phaedon cochleariae (mustard beetle), 2764 nucleotides. Lineage: Eukaryota; Metazoa; Arthropoda; Insecta; Coleoptera; Chrysomelidae. The record is from the annotation of a GenBank genome assembly.